GGUGUUGGCAUGCUUUCCUUACUUCACUCAGUUACUUUAGUGGCCGUGAUCACCAUCACUUCAGGCUCUGAAGGAACUCCAUUACUAUGUCUCUCCCCAUCCAAUUGUGGCUGCUUGUUACGAUAUCUGCUGUGGUAGCAGAUUAUACCUCUUAUAUCCCACAACUGACUGGCAAAUCUUUUCAAGGAAGGGUGACAGCUACAACAUUUAUCCUGGACAAACCACAGUGCCUCUUCAGCCAGGACUCAACUCUUACUGUGUGGUUAAUCGUAGCUAACCAGACAGUACAAUUGGAUAACACUAAGUUGUCACAAAAUGCUCCUUAUUAUUUAUUUCCAUCCUCGGGAUACUAUCGCACCCUUCGCACCACUGCAGAUACUUACCCAUGUAACAAUGUAGCUGACUACAUUCGAGUAGGCAAUGAUGCCUCCUGCUCUGACCCUAACAACUGCAAUGGACCUUUACCUUCUUCUGGCCCAUACCGAGUUAAAUUUGUUGUUCUGAAUUCUGCAAAUGUUCUACUGGAUCAGACUGGCUGGUCUGCCCCAAUCACACUCCGCCAAGGAAAGACGUCAUCAGUAAUUGAUACAUGGCCUGGGAGACGUAGCGGGGGGAUGAUCGUCAUCACCUCCAUCCUUUCAGUCCUGCUGGCUACCUUUUUGCUUUGUCUCAUUGGGACAUUUAUUGUGGGAAGGAAAAACAUAAUUUGUUGCAAAAAGAAUGAAAACAUGGAAACCCCUGUUUUUGAAGUUCCUCCAGCUUUGAAUAUAAAGGAUUAUAAAACACAUGUUGUACCUGGAAAUCCUGAUCUUGAACUAUACGCUAGUCCUAAAGCCUAAUUGUCAGCUAUACUGAUGAUUCCUUUUCCUAUGUUUGUUUCCUAAUAGUAAUAAUAUAAAGAAACUUCCAUGGCACUAUGUCAGGUCAUAUGCAAAUUGUUCCAAUCAUAUGUUACCCAGCAUGCAGCUCAGGGGACUGCUCUGUGAUACGGGCAGGGGUCAAGUCCUUGUACAAAAGUGUGGAAACUCACCCAAUAUUUACACUUUGAGGGGUACUCCCUUGGAAAACAU
This is a messenger RNA of Hyla sarda, 1070 nucleotides long. It is a transcript of the gene UPK3B, whose product is annotated as uroplakin 3B. The transcript has 6 exons. Bases 87 to 839 code for a protein of 250 amino acids. The record is from RefSeq and is a predicted model, not a curated record. Lineage: Eukaryota; Metazoa; Chordata; Amphibia; Anura; Hylidae.